GUUAACUCUAAUGAAAGUGUCCACAUGGUUGCGGCAUCCGUCUGAGACCGAUCUAAUAACGAAACUAAAAAAAUUUGCCCAGUGUAUUGGGCAAGACGGAGGCAGACGAAGAUGGUAAAUCGUAACGUACGGAAUCAGUGAGUUCUGCAAGUAUUAUUCGGAGUAAACAGGCAUUAGUGUUUGCUAUUAAUCUCAACAUUAUGGAAUGAAUUUAGUGAAUAAUUAAAAGUGCAUCAAUCUUCGGUGCUCAGCUGUGAAAUUAUCGUAAAGAAGUGUAACUUUGUCUGUGGUUAGGCAACCCUCCACAAAGUGGUUUUUCUGCACGAGUGUGUAACAUCUAGAACAUAUGGCUUAUUUGUCGGAUGUUGACCUCGCAACGUUGCAUAGAUCCCGACUGGAGGAACGCGUCCAUUACAAAUUGUCGUCCUGGAAUAGAUCUGCUACAGUUGACAAUUCCAGCAGCAACUUGCAGUUGGACCAGAGAAGGCCAAUUAGAACUCCAUCGAUAGCAAUAAGUGCCCGUCGAUCCGGUGACUCUUCGUUCUCCUCCACCGCUGCUAUGGAUGACAUAAUAAACAAUAAUCAGCUUGUACCCACCAGGCGAGUUGAUCGGCAGCAGAAGAACUUUGCCAGUACCUGCGAUAUUAACAACACUUCAGCUCAGCUAGAAGAGGCUCGUAGAGUGACGUCAAGUUAUCGGCCUGGCGCCGGCAGGCACCAAUCGAAUGUACAUGUGAUAAAGCGCCGUAACCGGAAUAGCAAUAGCUGUUCCAGUACCGGUACCAGUGCCAGCAGCAGCACUGGUACAGUCGGCAGCAACUUCAAACACGUCGAGUGGAGCGAUGACGACUAUCUCAACGAUGACGGCUACUUUUCGUCCGAGACGCGCCGCCGGAGAUCCGGCACUUGGCCGCGAACGCGAAGUUUGAACGCACCGUCGCCAUUCCAACAGUUUGGACCAUGUGGUCGGAUUAUGAAAAACUCUGCCAUGGUGAUGCAAAUUCAGGAUCCCGCCAGCCAACGGCUGACCUGGUACAAGCCUCCACUGGCGGUGCUGGUGAUAAAAAAGGUUCGUGACUCGAAGGUGCUGCAACCGUUCGUCGAGCUGGUCGAGUGGCUCAUCCAGGAGAAGCACAUGGUCGUUUGGGUGGAGGGUGCCAUUUUGGACGACCCGCUGCUGACGGGGGACAAACGUUUCACCAAGAUCCAGGAUAAAUUGAUUACUUUUAAGGACGGCCGCGACGAUCUAACGGACAAGAUUGAUUUCAUUAUCUGUCUUGGCGGAGAUGGAACGUUACUGUAUGCGUCAUUGCUGUUUCAGAAGUCGGUUCCACCGGUGAUGGCAUUCCAUUUGGGUUCGUUGGGUUUUCUGACACCGUUCCAGUUCGAUAAUUUUCAGGAACAGGUCACCAAUGUGCUCGAAGGUCAUGCCGCUCUUACGUUGCGCAGCCGGUUGAGGUGUAUUAUCGUUCGGAAAGACAAGACCGAACAAGAGAUAUCGACCUUCAGAUCGUCGCAGGACCCGACGACUAACAUUUUGGUUCUCAACGAAGUGGUGAUUGAUCGCGGUCUUUCAUCGUACCUGAGCAAUAUUGACCUGUUUUUGGAUGGAAAGCACAUUACCUCAGUGCAGGGCGAUGGGCUGAUUGUUUCCACCCCGACCGGAAGUACGGCCUAUUCGGCAGCUGCAGGAGCUUCCAUGAUUCAUCCCUCGGUGCCGGCCAUACUGGUGACGCCUAUUUGUCCCCAUUCGCUCAGUUUUCGACCGAUCGUAUUACCGGCUGGUGUGGAACUGAAGAUCGCCCUUUCGCCGGACAGUCGGAACAGUUCGUGGGUAUCGUUUGACGGCAGGAACCGUCAAGAAUUGCUGCAUGGUGACAGCCUGCACGUGACCACUUCAAUUUACCCAGUGCCAAGUAUAUGCGCUCAGGAUCAGAUCGCCGAUUGGUUCGAUUCAUUGGCCGAGUGUCUCCACUGGAACGUACGUAAACGGCAGAAGUGCUUGGACGAACUGUCCGAUCUGACCGGUUCGGGAACGGAGGACAGCGCAAUCGAGGAAAUCGAUCGCGGUAUCGAGAAUCUGGAAUCCUAAGUGCUACUGUAACAACACCUUGCUCAAACACUGCGGCGUUGCCGGGAUCAGCACAAGACCUUAUCACCCCCGAUUCCCACCCCCCUCCCUGCGACAACCGCCGCUUUAAGUUACCAGUUACUGCUUCGAACGGUGGCAACCUUUUUUAAUCAAACCCAUAAACAUAGGCGCCACGCAGGAUGCUGCUAUGGUUUUUGCUUAACAAUUUCUAAUAUUGAUCACGCGUAAAAUCAGAUGGGUGGAAAGUGUGGUCCUUUUAAUUUAAUUUAACCAGCAAAUGAUCGAAUUGGUUGUGUUAGAACGAAGCCUAUAUAGAGUGUGAGAAGCUUCUAUAUACUACAGGAAUUAUAGCAAGGAUAGUGAUUUGUUUGGUCAUUCCGGUUUGGAGCCAAAAAUGGUGAAUAAAUUAAUGCGAAGAUAAUGGUUAGGUAAAAAAGAUGUUAUCAACACUGUUCACGUUCAAGUUUGAUCUAAAGACGCAAGUAGAAUUGUCUAUUGUCAAUGUGUUCUAGUGAAUGGGGAAUUGUUGGUGUGAGUGUGAGAAAUGAGCUUCUAGGGCGAUUAGUUUAUUCGUUUUCUUUCGUAUUUUAGGCUUAGCCUAUUAUGUUUACAUCUAAAUAUUAUUAUCAUAUUUGCAUUAGCAGCUGAUGGUCGAUAGCAAUGAACGUAAAAAGGCAAAUCAAAAACAGUUGUUAAAACUUUAGCUGUUAGGAAAAGUUGAUCUUUUUAAAAUUUAUAAA
Messenger RNA from Sabethes cyaneus, 2832 nucleotides. Its product is annotated as NAD kinase-like. The transcript has 8 exons. Bases 347 to 2092 code for a protein of 581 amino acids. Gene Ontology annotation, biological process: NAD+ metabolic process; NADP+ biosynthetic process. Gene Ontology annotation, molecular function: NAD+ kinase activity. Lineage: Eukaryota; Metazoa; Arthropoda; Insecta; Diptera; Culicidae. The record is from RefSeq and is a predicted model, not a curated record.